Pseudozyma flocculosa PF-1 is the source of this 1173-nucleotide messenger RNA. RefSeq lists its product as uncharacterized. Gene Ontology annotation, biological process: proteolysis. Gene Ontology annotation, molecular function: metalloaminopeptidase activity. The transcript has 4 exons. Lineage: Eukaryota; Fungi; Basidiomycota; Ustilaginomycetes; Ustilaginales; Ustilaginaceae. The record is from RefSeq and is a predicted model, not a curated record. The coding region runs from base 1 to 1173 and encodes 390 amino acids.
AUGUCUCCGACUGCAACGACCAAGAACAACGACGCUCCGUCGAGCAGCUUCACCUUUGACCCGUUCGAGGAUGCGCCGGGCUUCAAGUACGCCGGCAGCGUCAAGGCCGUCUACCCGCUCGCGCCAAAGUCCAAGGUCCCGCCGUCGAUCCGAAAGCCAAACUACGCACGGGAAGGGGUAAGGAUGUGGUUGCAGUUUUGGUGGCAGCUCCUCGAGUCCCGCAACAUCCGUGUCAACCCGCCAGCGGAUCAGGAUGGCGUAAGGAAGGCUGCCAUUCUGGCGCGCGAGGUGCUCGACAUCGCCGCGUCUCAUAUCCGGCCCGGAAUCACCACCGACGAGAUAGACAAGGUUGUGUUUGCAGAGGCCAUCAAGCGCGACUGCUACCCUAGCCCGCUGGGCUAUCACGGCUACCCCAAGAGCGUCUGCACCUCCGUCAACGAAAUCAUCUGCCACGGCAUCCCGGACAAGCGCCCGCUCGAGGACGGCGACAUCAUCAACCUCGACGUCACUCUCUUCCACCACGGCUUCCACGGCGACCUCAACGGCACCUACCCCGUCGGCGAAAAGGCCAAGGCGGACGAGGCGUCGAUGAAGCUCAUCAAGGUGACGCGCGAGUGCCUCGACGCCGCCAUCGCCAUCUGCGGGCCGGGCGUGCCCUACGCCGAGAUCGGCAACGCCAUCCAGCCCGUCGCCGAGGCCUCGGGCCUGUCGGUCGUCAAGCGGUACACGGGCCACGGCAUCGGCCGCGUCUUUCACGGCGCGCCGACCGUCUACCACCACCGCACCAAGAAGGCGUACGGCAUCAUGCAGCCGGGCCACAUCUUUACCAUUGAGCCGAUGAUCAACCAGGGCAACUGGAAGGACCUCAGCUGGCCCGACGACUGGACCGUCUCGACCGUCGACGGGCUGCGCUCGGCGGCAUUCGAGGAGACGCUGCUCAUCACCGAGACGGGCGUCGAGAUCCUCACGGCCCAGGGCGGACCCAAGAGGCUCGACACCACCCAGCGGCGCGAGCAGCUGGCCAGGGACAACGAGGACAAGGCCGAGCGGAAAAAGAGGAGACUCGACGGCGUCGAGGGCGACGGCAGCGCUCCGGCCUCGGGCGCCGCCACGCCCAACCCCGAGGCGGCCAACCCGACCACCCGGGGCGGCUGCACCGCGCCCUCGUCGUAG